Penicillium verhagenii is the source of this 1497-nucleotide messenger RNA. RefSeq names its product MFS-type transporter sphD. Lineage: Eukaryota; Fungi; Ascomycota; Eurotiomycetes; Eurotiales; Aspergillaceae. Gene Ontology annotation, molecular function: transmembrane transporter activity. Gene Ontology annotation, biological process: transmembrane transport. The record is from RefSeq and is a predicted model, not a curated record. The coding region runs from base 1 to 1497 and encodes 498 amino acids. The transcript has a single exon.
AUGAUCCCAAACGACCAUUCAACUUACCUACUUUGUUCCCCUCAAAAGGCCAUCACUAGUGAUCUUUCAGGAACAACUUUGACCGCGUUUUGGGCCAAUAUCUCCUUUACGGUAGCAGUCGUCGUCAUUCAACCUAUCUAUACCAGCUUUUCGGAUAUAUUCGGCCGUAAGAUCCCCCUUUACGCGGCCUUUGCGCUCUUUGCCAUUGGAUCUAUCGUCUUCUCCGUCGCACACAGCAUGGCAGUCUUGAUUGUAGGACGUGUGCUACAAGGACUGGGCGGAGGCGGACUCGACGUGCUAAGUGAAGUCAUUGUCGCCGAUAUCACCACUCUGCAAGAACGGGCCGUAUAUAUCGGCUUACUAUCCCUACCGAUGGCCUUAGGAUGCAUCGCGGGUCCCAUUCUAGGUGCUGUUUUUAGUGAGUAUGUUACAUGGCGAUGGAUAGGCUGGAUCAAUCUACCUGUGAUUGGCGUUGCCUUUUUUCUAGCUCUCUUCUUCCUACGUCUGAAGCCCAUUGACCAGUCCCUUGGCGCUCAGCUUGGCCGUAUAGACUGGCUUGGAAUGUUGGUCUUUGCGGUCGGUUGUAUUCUUUUUGCCUUACCUCUAAGUUGGGCAGGGAAUAUGUAUCCUUGGGGCUCGUGGCGGACUAUCGUCCCGCUAGUCAUUGGUGUUCUGGUCUUAGUGGGAUUUGGAUUUUACGAGCGUUAUCCGACUGAUGCUGUGUUUCCCUAUCGUAUCUUCCGCUCGCGAACGGCACAAAUGACCCUGCUUGGAAGCUUCAUCCAUGGCUUCGUGCUUUAUACUCUUCUGCAAUAUCUUCCACUGUUUUUCCAAGCGGUCUAUCUCGAAACACCGCUCCAGUCCUCCAUCUCGAUUCUACCAUUCUGUUGCGUGGUCUUCGUUUUUACUGGAAUAGCCGCCUUCGCCGUUGAUUUAUUCCGAAAAUACAGAUGGGAAAUUUGGGCUGGAUGGGUUUUUCUCGCCGUUGGAUGUGGCAUUUUCUCACUGUGGGACCAAUCCUCUUCUCUGGCUAUGACUGCUAGUUUCCAGGUAAUUGCAGGGAUAGGGAUCGGCACGAUAUUCAGCGUUCCUCCAAUCCCGAUGCAAGCUAGUGCUGCAGCUGAAGACCAGGGUCUUGCGAUGGGAAUCAUGGUUGGGUUUCGGCUAUUUGGGGCUCUUAUUGGUCUUGCUGUUGGUGCCACUACGUUCAGCAGUGUCUUCGCGAACAGGAUUGAAGGUAUUGCAUUACCGGCUUCUGUGGCAUUGUUGAAAUAUCCCAGUGAAGCUAUAGGCUUUAUUCCCUAUUUACGAACAGUCGACAUCUCCUCUGAUCUGCGGGACCUUCUUCGAAGGGCAUACAAGGAUGCCAUGCAGACAAUCUGGUAUGAACUGGCAGCCUUUGGAGCUUUGGGAUUUUUGAGCUCUCUAUUCGUGGAGGAAUUGACCAUGGAGACGGAAGAGCUGAGUCGUCAACAUUUUGAGCACGAGUCAGACUGA